UUACACUUGCCUGUGAGGGACUUCAUGUCCUAUGACCAUUCCUGUUCCGUUUAACACAGUUCUUUAAUUAUAUAUCGCAUUGUUCUAAGUUGUGCGGGACAUCAUUAAAAUCCAAAAUGUUCUCCAAUCGUAUGACAACAAUUGUGCGGCUUGUUGCACAACAGCAGCAGCAGCAACAACAACGUGGUAUGGCAACUCUUAAAGCUAUCUCUAUAAGAUUAAAAUCUGUAAAAAAUAUUCAAAAAAUCACCCAAUCAAUGAAAAUGGUGUCUGCUGCUAAAUAUAAUAGAGCAGAAAGAGAUUUGAAACAAGCUCGACCACUUGGUGUUGGUACAAAGGUAUUUUACGAAGCUGCUGAAAUUGAAGCACCACCAGAAGAAGAGAAAAAACUUGUAAUAGCAAUAACAAGUGACCGUGGAUUGUGUGGUGCUGUACACACUGGAGUUUCUCGUAAUAUUAGAGAUGUCCUUUUAGCAGAUGCAAAAGAACGUGAAAAUACAAAAAUUAUAUGUGUUGGUGAAAAAUCACGGGCAAUUUUGUCUCGCUUAUUUGCCAAUAAUAUAUUAUUUGUUGCAUCUGAAGUUGGACGUAAACCACCUACAUUUAAUGAUGCUGCUAAAGUAGCAAUUGAAAUUAUGAAUAGCGGGUACAGUUUUGGUUCUGGCCGUAUUGUGUACAAUCGAUUCAAAUCUGUAGUAUCAUACUCUGUUGAUCAGUUGCCACUCUUCGACAAAAAUGCUGUAGUCACUGCACCUAAAUUAUGUCUAUAUGACUCACUGGAUGAAGAUGUAAUUCAAAGCUAUUUGGAAUUCUCUCUGGCUUCUAUGUUGUUUUAUUCUAUGAAGGAGGGUGCGUGCAGUGAACAGUCAAGUCGUAUGACAGCUAUGGAUAAUGCUAGCAAGAAUGCAGGAGAAAUGAUAGAUAAAUUAACCCUGACAUUCAACCGUACUCGACAAGCUGUAAUUACUAGAGAACUGAUUGAAAUUAUUUCUGGUGCUGCUGCUUUGGAUUAAAACAUACAUACAACUCAUUAAAAAGUUAAUACACCAUAGUGUUGGGAAGUAGUUCAUAAAUUUGUAGUCAAUUGGAAAUUGACUACAUUGUUUUUUGUAAAGACAAUUUUAAUUCGUGAACACCCAAAGUUGCUAUAAAUGAUCAAACAUUUGAAAAUACAGCAACAUUUAUAAA
This is a messenger RNA of Habropoda laboriosa, 1188 nucleotides long. RefSeq names its product ATP synthase subunit gamma, mitochondrial (gene ATPsyngamma). Gene Ontology annotation, biological process: proton motive force-driven ATP synthesis. The transcript has 3 exons. Gene Ontology annotation, molecular function: proton-transporting ATP synthase activity, rotational mechanism. Lineage: Eukaryota; Metazoa; Arthropoda; Insecta; Hymenoptera; Apidae. The record is from RefSeq and is a predicted model, not a curated record. Bases 117 to 1013 code for a protein of 298 amino acids.